Molecule: messenger RNA, 462 nt
Organism: Aureobasidium namibiae CBS 147.97
Lineage: Eukaryota; Fungi; Ascomycota; Dothideomycetes; Dothideales; Saccotheciaceae
Exons: 2
Coding region: 1-462 (153 amino acids)
Source: RefSeq, a predicted model, not a curated record
AUGACCUCCCUCAUUCUUCUUCUCGCAUUCAUCCUGCAUCUCGUCACACAAAUUACAGCCCAAAGCCUCAAUGUCUCAACCUUAGCAGUCCAAAAUGGCAGUUCUAUACUCGAAUGCUGGAGCCUAAAUUCGCCCACCUCAGGCGCAGGAGCUCAAAACUACCCUCUCGGUGACUUCAGCGAAGCUUUUAUUGGCGCGAUCCCUCCACACACAUAUAUCGGUCUAGUCCACAUCUCCCUGCCCAACAGCAAAGAUGAGAUAUACAUCCAACCUGGACCUCUGAGUGUUCUCCUCGUUAUUGAUCAGCGAAAUGUGUCUAUCACUGGUCACAUCACCGACUUUCCAGGUUCGGAGACGACGCUGAUCGCACAAUUUCCGGUUUCGGGGAAUCUGGUACCUGCUCACACCGUGCUGCAUAGCGGACCUUGUGGUCUUGAUGAUGUGAGAGGGUUGAUCGGAUGA